Molecule: messenger RNA, 1366 nt
Organism: Panicum hallii
Lineage: Eukaryota; Viridiplantae; Streptophyta; Magnoliopsida; Poales; Poaceae
Product: meiotic nuclear division protein 1 homolog
Exons: 11
Coding region: 378-1019 (213 amino acids)
Biological process (GO): reciprocal meiotic recombination
Cellular component (GO): nucleus
Molecular function (GO): double-stranded DNA binding
Source: RefSeq, a predicted model, not a curated record
CCUGCUCUCAUCUGCCUCGCUUUCUUCUCUGAGAAAGAGAGAGAUAUCUUGUAAGCCGACACGGUCGUCCGCCUCAAAGGCUCGAUCCGCGGCAUUCGGUUGGCACCUUCUGUGGCCUUCUGGAGCAGUUCUAGGGAUUCUAAUUCGUUUUCUUGUUCUCUUGGAUUCAUCACCCUUGAGAUGCCACAGAUAGUGAAUUGAGGGGUCUCGGGUUUGGGCCUUGGGGUCUUGCCAAUCUCUAAGUCCCUCCUUGGAUGCCCGGUUCUUGCUCCUUCCUGUACUAAUUCAACGGCUUUUGUUUGCGUUAUAUCCUGAUACAUGCCAUCUAGUACUAGUCAAAGAAGAGGGGUCUCUCGUUGGAGGAGAAAAGGGAGCAAAUGCUUCAAAUAUUUUAUGAGAGUCAAGACUUCUAUCUGCUUAAAGAACUAGAGAAAUUGGGUCCUAAAAAGGGAGUGAUCAGUCAGUCUGUGAAGGAUGUUGUGCAAAGCCUGGUGGAUGAUGAUCUUGUCUUGAAAGACAAAAUAGGGACUUCUGUGUACUUUUGGAGUCUUCCAAGUUGUGCUGGGAACCAGUACUGCAGAUUACAGAUAAAGUACUUCAGGAAUCAAGAUAAGAUGCAUUUAGGGGUCCUGCUUCUGAGGAAUACUUACAACAAGCUGGAAUCUGAUCUCUCAAACUCUAAAAAGCGUUAUGUGGAGCUUGUUGAACAUAGAGACAACUUGAAAAGAGGCAGGGAAGACUCUGAAGAGAGGGAAUCGGCUCUGGAGGAGCUGAAGGCUGUAGAACUACACCAUAAGAAGCUCAAGGAGGAACUAGCUGCAUAUGCAGAUAGUGAUCCAGCUGCAGUAGAAGCAAUGAAGGAUGCUAUUGAUGUUGCUCAUUCAGCAGCUAACAGGUGGACAGACAACAUUUUCACUUUGCAACAGUGGUGUUCAACUACAUUUCCACAAGCAAAAGAGCAACUUGAACAUAUGUACAGGGAGGUGGGGAUAACUGAAGAUUUUGAGUAUCUGCAGUGAUGCCCAACAGCCUGCGCUAUUAAUAUUACGCCUUUGUAUGUAAUCAUCCUUGGCGCAAACUGUUGAAUCCAGUGGACGAAACAAUUGAUCCAUGUUAGUGUUAUGUGAGCGGAUUGUACAGUUACCUAACAUUACAUGGUAUUUGCCUCCUAGACGUUUGUUACUGAAUCAGAUACCUAUCAAAUGCUUUCAGCAGAUAAAUGAUUAGCAUCAAGCAGGAUUGUCUUCUUUCCUUUCAAACAAACACAUUCAUGUAAGAGAAUUGCGAUCUGGUGAAGCAUGUCAAAACGUGGAACAAAUGGGGUUUGUGAUAUGAAUAUCCAGCUCUCCGCCCUUGGCCCUGGCCU